AAAGCGCCGCGCGCGCACAACAAUAAUAGGACCCCCAACGGGGCGGAUAACCACCACCGCCCUGCGCUGGCGCCGAGGCCCACACGUGUCAGUGGCGCUUGCCGCCCCCGCCGCCGAAGCCCACUCCGGCAAGCAAACAAGCAAGCGAAGCGGCCGGUCGGCCUCCGUCAGCGUCAUCCGACCGCCGAAGAGGCCGUUCCGUUCUCUUCCCCCCGCACACGCUUCCCUCCGAAGCCCAUCCAUCCGCGCGCGGGCGGCGGGCGGCUACUUAAGAGCGCGGCCUCCCUGCGUCUCCUCCCACUCUCGCGGAGACGCAGGCGCUGCUCGAGACACUGACUGUUAAGUGUUUAAAGUCGAAGCGAAUGGGUCUCGAAGAAGGGGGCCGUUGUACCAUCUUCUGCUUGUUGCUGCUGCUCUCCGUGGGCUGCAAAUGUUUGGCGUCAGGAUCUGAGGUCACCCAGGAGGCAAGCCUCAGCGUUGACGCCUCGCCGCUCCUUGCUCAAAAGAUCCCCGACACGCUGUUCGGAAUAUUUUUUGAGGAGAUCAACCAUGCAGGAGCUGGUGGAAUAUGGGCAGAACUUGUUAAUAAUAGAGGUUUUGAAGCGGGAGGACCCCAUACUCCAUCAAACGUUGACCCAUGGUCCAUCGUUGGAGAUGACUCUUCCAUAUUUGUGGCGACGGAUCGUACGUCAUGUUUCAGUCGAAACAUUGUUGCUUUAAGGAUGGAAGUUCUCUGUGACAACUGUCCAGCUGGUGGUGUUGGUAUUUACAACCCUGGGUUCUGGGGCAUGAACAUAGAAGAUGGGGAGACCUACAAUCUAGUUAUGCAUGUUAAGUCACCAGAAACGACAGAAUUGACAGUUUCGCUAACAAGCUCUGAUGGAUUGCAAAUUCUGGCUUCAGCUACCAUACAAGUUGCUGGCUCAUCGAAUUGGAAAAAACUGGACCAUAAGUUGGUUGCUAAAGGAACAGACAGAACCUCAAGACUUCAGAUAACAGCUAACAAGAAGGGAGUUGUAUGGUUUGACCAAGUAUCACUCAUGCCUUCGGAUACAUACAAGGGACACGGUUUUCGCACAGAACUUAUAUCCAUGCUUUUGGAGUUAAAACCCCGGUUCUUGAGAUUUCCUGGAGGUUGCUUUGUUGAAGGAGAUCGGUUAAGAAAUGCAUUCAGAUGGAGGGAUUCUAUUGGUCCAUGGGAAGAGAGGCCUGGACACUACGGGGAUGUUUGGAAUUACUGGACGGAUGAUGGCCUUGGAUAUUAUGAGUUUCUUCAGCUUUCUGAAGACCUGGGUGCUGCCCCAGUUUGGGUGUUCAACAACGGAAUCAGCCACCAUGAUGAAGUUGAGACCGCUGCUAUUGCUCCUUUUGUAAAGGAUAUAUUGGACAGUCUAGAAUUUGCAAAGGGGAGUGCAGAUUCACCAUGGGGUUCUGUUAGAGCUGCUAUGGGGCAUCCUGAACCAUUCCCAGUCAAAUAUGUUGCAAUUGGGAAUGAAGAUUGUGGGAAAACAUAUUAUCGCGGUAACUACCUCAAGUUCUAUUAUGCUAUAAGAGAGGCCUAUCCAGACAUUCAGAUGAUUUCGAAUUGUGAUGGUUCAUCCGUACCACUUGACCAUCCUGCUGAUUUAUAUGAUUUUCAUGUUUAUACCGGUUCCAAGGCACUGUUUUCCAUGAAGAACACAUUUGACAGAACCUCUCGUGGUGGGCCCAAGGCUUUUGUCAGCGAGUAUGCUGUUACGGGAAAUGAUGCAGGCAGAGGAAGUCUUCUCGCUUCAUUGGCAGAGGCUGCAUUCCUUACUGGACUGGAGAGGAAUAGUGAUGUUGUUCAGAUGGCAAGCUAUGCACCGCUCUUCAUAAACGAUAACGAUCGCACGUGGAACCCAGAUGCUAUUGUCUUCAACUCCUGGCAGCAAUAUGGAACUCCCAGUUACUGGAUGCAAACGCUUUUCCGUGAAUCAAGUGGCGCCAUAAUCCAUCCAAUUACAGUCAGUUCUAGCUACUCAGAUUCUCUAGCGGCAUCUGCAAUCACCUGGCAUGAUAAUGAGAACAACUUCCUAAGAGUGAAGAUUGUGAACUUCGGAACGGAUGCGGUGAGCCUCAGCAUCUCAGCAACUGGGCUCCAGGGCAGCGUCAAUGCCCUCGGGUCUACCGCCACUAUUCUCACAUCCGGCAAUGUGAUGGAUGAGAAUUCGUUCAGCAACCCAAACAAGGUUGUUCCAGUUAGGAUCGCGCUGCGCGAUGCCGCGGAGGAGAUGGAGGUCAUGCUGGCGCCUCACUCUUUCAGUGCUUUCGAUCUCGCUCUGUCACAAUCCGAGCUUGUGGCGGAGAUGUGAAGCGGUACACGGUGUUGGUGAAGAUAGGCAAGCACCAGCAAGUGGUGAAGAGUUGUCUGCACGGUGUAGUAUACUGUCUAGAUGGUGUAAUACGAAGGAACUACUAUACUAAAUAAAGAUCACAUCAGGCUGUUUGUUUAUCUUUCCAUUUCAUCUUCACGGUUCAUUUGCUAUCUGCCUGCUAAUUUAAUAAAAAUCACUGUUCGGGAUUCUGAAGUGUCAA
Molecule: messenger RNA, 2556 nt
Organism: Brachypodium distachyon (stiff brome)
Lineage: Eukaryota; Viridiplantae; Streptophyta; Magnoliopsida; Poales; Poaceae
Product: alpha-L-arabinofuranosidase 1
Exons: 18
Coding region: 363-2333 (656 amino acids)
Biological process (GO): L-arabinose metabolic process
Molecular function (GO): alpha-L-arabinofuranosidase activity
Source: RefSeq, a predicted model, not a curated record